ACUACUUUGACUCUUAUCUGAGGAAGGAAGCGGCGGUGUUCCCUCGGAGUGACCGACAAAAGCCAAAACAGAAAAAUUUAGAUGUUCAAAUCAAACCCCACGUUAAAAACAUCAAUAAGAAAAAGAGGAAUCAUGCAGUGCAAACGAGGAGCAAGCAUCUGUUGGAACCCAGGAUUGUGGGUUGAGCUCCUGGAACACCUGAGAGAGAGAUGAACACGGGUUAAAUCAUCAACGAAGACAACAGUCAGGCUGUGAGCAAGACUUACUGAAUAGGAUUCUAGCAGUGAGGACAAGUUUGUCUCAAUAGAUCCGAGCGAAAGCACCAGCACCAUGGAGCUGCUAUGCCUCGAAAUGGACACCAACAUACGAGCCCGUCCCGAUCCGAACCUCCUGUGCGAUGACAGAGUCCUGCAGAGCCUGCUGACGAUAGAGGAGAGGUUUCUGCCGCAAUAUUCUUAUUUCAAAGGAGUUCAGAAGGAUAUCCAGCCGUUUAUGAGGAGGAUGGUCGCGACCUGGAUGUUGGAGGUUUGUGAGGAACAGAAGUGCGAGGAAGAAGUUUUUCCCUUGGCCAUGAACUACUUAGACAGAUUUUUAGCAGUGGUACCCAUCAAGAAGUGCAACCUGCAGCUGCUGGGAGCAGUCUGCAUGUUCCUUGCAUCCAAGUUGAAAGAGACUCGUCCUUUAACUGCAGAGAAGCUUUGCAUCUACACAGAUAACUCCAUUAGACCACAAGAGCUGCUGGAAUGGGAACUGGUGGUUUUGGGGAAGUUGAAGUGGAACUUGGCAGCAGUGACGCCGAACGACUUCAUUGAGCACAUUGUGAGGAGGCUGCCACUGCCCGAGGAUAAGCUGGCACUUAUACGGAAACAUGUCCAGACCUUCAUCGCCCUCUGUGCCACAGAUUUUAGAUUUGCCAUGUACCCUCCAUCCAUGAUCGCCACCGGAAGUGUGGGGGCAGCGAUCUGUGGCCUACAGCUUGAUUCACCUGAUCACUCGCAGUGGGGCGACAGUCUGACGGACCUGCUGGCUAAAAUCACUAACACAGAAGUGGAUGUUCUGAAAGAGUGCCAGGAGCAGAUCGAACGCGUGCUGGAGAGCAGCCUACGUGAAGGGCGACAGCAGCAACAGCAGCAGCAGCAGCAGACUCAGAGAGGUCCCAGUGGGAAAGGCCUGGACGAGCUGGAUCAGUCCUCCACCCCGACAGACGUCCGCGAUGUCAACUUGUGAACCAGCGGAGCGCACCGUUGCACAGGAUUUACAAAAAGGAAAAAGAAAAGAAAAAAAUGCAUUCUUAAAAAAAACCUUCAAUUUUUCUAAAAGCUGAAAAAAAGAACAAAAUAACAAAAAUAGUAGAAACACAAGCCCAUGCUUGCUAGUUUUUUGUAGAUUGUAUUUUGAUACAAAAAACACCUGCACAUGACAUAGAUUUUCUAUAGUCUAAAAGCAACAAAUUUGAUGAAGCUCCGUGGUGCCUUGGAUACACAGAAGGGAAGUCAAUCAUCUUUACAUUCUGCCUUUGAUUGUAUAGUAUGAUCUUUAAGUUAUAUUUUAACCUGAGCUUGAUGAUGAGACUCUAUGGUUGAAGUAGUAGAAACGGCGUACACAGGAUUGCAGCGGGGCUUACCGUCUUUAUUUCCUCUGUUAGUAUUAAAUGAUCAUAGUUCAGUUUAGGCUGGUGUAAACUGAGGUUGUGUCCAAGCCCCCUGACCGUUAGAAAAAGUCCACAUGUGUUGAAGACGGAGCCAAGAAUUGUAGCGAAAGGUGGUGUGUCCCAUUUCUAGGCAAAAGCUUGGGAUGAUAAUAGUUAGUAGUAUUAGUAUGUACUAUUAUGAAUAUCAUCAUUGUGCAUAUUUGUAACUGAGUAGUAGAUCAAUAAGCUCCUUUUGUCAGGCUGCUUGGAUGCGUCUGUGGAUGCCGUGUGUGAGUGUGUGUGUGUGUGUGGAUAUAACGUGAUCCUGUAUCUAUAUUAGCAGUAUGUGGUCUAUGGCGUCAGGCACUUGAGCAAAGCUGUAGACUUUACAGCUCUUUGUGAAAUGAAAACGAAACGAGUCCAGGCUAUACGUACUUUGUCAGCCCUCGUACUGGGGCGUCUGUGCCAAGUUGCUGCUUUUGUGCAUUAACGGUGCGCCGCGGUUCACUAUUAAAUACAAAAACGGUGUGGAUAGUGAACGAGACAGACACUGAAAGUUCUGGGCCAAGGGACAGUUGUAGAGACUUGUAUCUGCCUCAAAGCAUUUCACUUUCGUCUCACAGGCAGUGUGAGGUGUUUUACUGCUAUUGACACGAUGAGAUAUCACAGAUACUUUCGAUUUACCUAUAUUCUUCCUCUUGUUGUAAUGUUAAGUUGUGAAAGGCUGCUUGGAGUCGAAAAACACGUGAGAACAGUGCCUCGAUGAACUUUUUAAAUCGGAACUCCUUUGCGUAAACUCGGCAGGGAGGAACGGGGGGUGAUGGUGAGAUUAGGAAUGACCUAAAACAGCUCAGAAGUCACUGUGGAGGUACAGAGAGGAGGUGCAGGAGCAUGCUGCUGUGUAGGAGAUGUAAAUGAUAUUUAGCCAAUGGCUGGAAGAGAUGUAACAAAUAAAACACCUGCAAGUUUCACUAUGAAAGUUUGACAUCAGCAUAUAUGGAUAGAAUCAACGUUUUCUACUGGAUGUCUGAAAAUAAAGGCUCAGACAGAAAAGAAAUCUGGGUUUCCAUUAACAUGGAGAUCUGCAAGCAGAUCAUGAAAGGAUCAACUUUUUCUAGGGGGUGGUGGGUGGGGGUAGGGUUAGAGGAUAAUACGUAUACUGUCAAUGCAUCUGGAGUCCCAUAUAGGGUUCUUUCCAGCUCCCCAAUUUCAAUGUCAAAGCACUUUGAGAACAUGCUCCCCAGGAGAUGAGUAAAAUAAAAUGUCAGUGAUUGGAAGUGAAUGGAUAGGUUUUUUUUUUUUUUUUCUCUCAUUAGCCUUUUCUUUGGUUUACUUUGUAGGGCUGGUUUCCCAAACAUCAGACAUACCUUUGACAAACAUUUUGAAGGACAUUCCGAUAUAAAUAUCAAAAUAAUGACAUUCCUGUUCAAGCAAAUCCAAGAUUUGUCCAAGAGUUUGGACAAAUAAAACAAUGCCAACAUUCAUGCUGAUAAGUUCUUCAUGGGGUUGAUUUGACUUUUCUUUUCCAUUGUCGAGAAUUGAAAGUUUUUGUUUAUUUUUACUUGAAUUUUAUUUAUCUGCGUCACAGCCACAGAGAGCCACGCGAGGCGGCGAUGA
Molecule: messenger RNA, 3247 nt
Organism: Nematolebias whitei (Rio pearlfish)
Lineage: Eukaryota; Metazoa; Chordata; Actinopteri; Cyprinodontiformes; Rivulidae
Gene: ccnd2a
Product: cyclin D2, a
Exons: 8
Coding region: 331-1227 (298 amino acids)
Biological process (GO): regulation of cyclin-dependent protein serine/threonine kinase activity; mitotic cell cycle phase transition; positive regulation of G1/S transition of mitotic cell cycle
Cellular component (GO): cyclin-dependent protein kinase holoenzyme complex; cytoplasm; nucleus
Molecular function (GO): cyclin-dependent protein serine/threonine kinase regulator activity
Source: RefSeq, a predicted model, not a curated record